This is a messenger RNA of Clarias gariepinus (North African catfish), 1989 nucleotides long. RefSeq names its product WAS/WASL interacting protein family, member 2b (gene wipf2b). Gene Ontology annotation, molecular function: actin binding. The transcript has 8 exons. Bases 120 to 1310 code for a protein of 396 amino acids. Lineage: Eukaryota; Metazoa; Chordata; Actinopteri; Siluriformes; Clariidae. The record is from RefSeq and is a predicted model, not a curated record.
CAGCACUGAAGUGAACUGCGCAUGCGCGCUGCAGGAGGAGGCCGAGCUGUUUAUCUGAAGCUAUGAGGAUCUGAGUAUCUAGUUAUCAGAGUGUGUAUUACACACCCACACGUUGCAAGAUGCCGAUCCCUCCCCCACCCCUGCCUCCCACCUUUAGCCAGGCGAACACAAUUCCACCUAAAUUGUCUCAGGACGAGGCAAAAGGCAGAGGAGCGUUACUCACCGAUAUCUGUAAAGGGACCAAACUGAAAAAAGUGGGCAUGGUUAAUGACCGCAGCGCCCCAAUGAUCGAAAAGUACAAAGGGGGUGGAGCUAGCAGUGGAAAUGGACAGAAUCCUGGGGGUGGAGGUAGUGGUGGAGGCGUGUCUACAGGAACUCACCAGCCAAUGGGAGACUUGUUUCAAGGUGGUGUGCCAAAACUGCGGCCUGUGGGAGAUGGUGCAGCAGGCAGAUCACUACAACCCCCCUCACCUCGCCCCAUUGCGCCCCGCCCUCCAGGUUGCCCUGAUGACACUGGAACCUCAUCCCACCAGCCGUCUCCCCCUCCCCCUCCCACAAGUCGUCGUGGCAAUGCUCCACCCACUCCUCCUCAGAAAUGUGCCACUCCUACUUACAACCGUGACAAGCCCCUCCCACCCACACCAGCUCCGCCCCCACCUCCAGUGAAACCACCUCCUUCUCCGGCCAGCAGUCGCUCUUCUUCCUCAUCUUCAUCCUCUUUAGCUCCACCCCCACCCCCUCCUCCUUAUCGCCAGCAGCUGUCCGUGUCUAACGGAUCGUCUAGUCCAGUAAACGAACUUGCCCCUGAACUGCCACAGAGGCACAACUCGUUAAGCAAGAAACCUUCAACAGGAGGUCAUGCUCCCACUCGAGGUCAUGCCCCGCCUCCUCCACCUCAAAGCCCCUGCCCCUCCCCAGCUGCCUCCCGUCCUCCUCCUCCAGUACGUGAUCCUCCUGGGCGUGGAGCCGCCCCUCCAGUACCUGCACAGGUGCAGCGAAGCAGUCGUGAAGCUCCGCCACCUCCACCUUAUCGAACACACUCUGACGCCCCCAGUAGGGGUAAACCCCCACCUCCCCCUUCACGUUCUCCUGCUGGAGCCCCACCUCCUCCACCCCCUAUUCGCAAUGGGCACGCCCACAACACGCACAGUUCUCGUUCCUUUGCAGACGAUUUUGAGUCGAAGUACUCUUUCCACCCGCUGGAUGAUUUUCCACCCCCAGAUGAGUACAGACAUUUCACUAAGAUUUACCCCAGUAAAGCCUUCAGAGUAAUGAGAGGAGCUCCUCCACUUCCUCCUGUGGGCCGGUAAACACUGUGAGCAGUUACUUGAGUACACACACACAAGCUACACAAAUCCUGCACCUUAUUUACGUCUCGCUGAGCUACAUUCCCCAUUGUCUUACUCCAUCUGUCCAUUUGGGAAGGACAAUCAGUGGUUUCUUCUCUUUCACAGGGAACAGGUUUUAUUUUGAGGUAGAAAUUAAAUUCAAAAUGCAAGCUAGUUAGUAAGCGCUGUCUUAAAUGUAAAUGUAUCAGGGUUUUUGAGUAUUGUCCUGGACAUGUAUGGUGUCCGGUGACAUUCACUUUAAGGACAAAAAACACAGUUCAAAGUUAAUAGGCCUAUGUUACACAUGUAUGUUUUUCAAGGUUAGAAAAGAUACUAUUUGCCCCUUAUUUAUUCAUGAAUGCAUGUCUCAAAUCAACAUAGAUCACAUGCUGAAAACAGACUGUAUAUGACCUGGACAAACUUAGUUAAAUUUUAAAUGGAGAAGUUACAUAAAAAUUUACAGUUGUCAUAAAUGGGAAAUCUAAGUCUAUUUCUGUUGUAAAGUUGGUCUUUUAACAUGGGACUCUUUAGUGAUGGACUCAUUUUUGGAGCCUGGUGGUCAUUUGAGGAACUGAACAUUUUGACACUGUUCUGGCUUAAUUUUUUAGAACCAGAGGUUGCACCUUGAUGUUAAAGGACAUUAAACCCCUGUUCAAAUCUG